Messenger RNA from Ruditapes philippinarum (Manila clam), 2908 nucleotides. Its product is annotated as LHFPL tetraspan subfamily member 6 protein-like. The record is from RefSeq and is a predicted model, not a curated record. The transcript has 3 exons. The coding region runs from base 485 to 1114 and encodes 209 amino acids. Gene Ontology annotation, cellular component: membrane. Lineage: Eukaryota; Metazoa; Mollusca; Bivalvia; Venerida; Veneridae.
CUCUCUAGUAGCCGAUUAACAGACUGGAGAGCUGUUGCAAAAAAUCAGAGAACGAGAGCAGAAUACUUGAUAAUAAAUGAAACAGCUUGAAACAACUGCUGUGGUGAAAUAUGUUUAAAAUAUUUGCUGGUUUUCUUGAUUCACAAACUGUUCUCCCGCUGUGUGAAUGUAUGGUUAAAGUUUAGGUGGAAUCUUUAUAGAAAAUAUUUAUUUAUUUUAACAGUUAAUCUAAAGACGUUAUUCUUAAUACUGAAAGUGGAAAAAACAACAAUGUCAUUAAAUAGCGUAUAUAAAGCAACAGCGGAUUAUUUUUGGAGUAAACGUUUUCAUUGAAUUUUAUUGCAAUAUGAAAUAAUGGCGUUAAAGUAAAUGUGUGAUCAUACGCUAAAUAAAUGUAUAUUUCAGAUGUAGAUUACGCUUUUUGUUUAGUAAAUCGGUAUUGUUUAUUGAAAUUUGAAAUAUACUUUGAGAUAUAUAAUCAACGAUGUCUGGAUUAUCAGGAAUCGGAAUGUUUUGGGCAUUUUUGUCUUUUAUUUCCUCGGUGUUAAUAUGCAUUGGAUAUUUUUUGCCAUACUGGAUAUCUGGACAAAUGUAUUUUCAAUUCAGUGGAAAAUCUGAGCAAACUAUUCCCGUACAUUUCGGUAUUUUCCGACGCUGUAAUUAUCCAGCAAUAAGUAAAGAUGGAGAGCUUACUAUGAUACUUGAAUGUGGAAAAUAUACGACUUUCUCGGACAUUCCAAGCACAUCAUGGAAAAUAGCGACUCUUGUCAUUGGGUUUGCGUGUGGUAUAUGUCUUCUUGUGUCAUUAACGGCAAUGUGUGGCCUUUGUGUUAAUGGUGUUAUAGUUCCGACGGUAGCGCGGUCGGCGGGAAUUCUUCAGAUAUGUUCAGGUCUGCUCAUGGCUGCAGGAGUUGGUAUAUAUCCAAAUGGUUGGAACAGCCCCGAGGUUCAACAAGCUUGCGGAAACAGUUCAAAAUCUUAUAGUCUUGGUGAUUGCUCUUUGUCUUGGUGCUUCUAUAUAACCUCUGUUGGAAUAGGAGUUACUUUAGUUUGUUCAGUUCUUGCUUUUCACGCGCCAAAACGGAAACACGUCAUUACCGGAUCUGCGCUAUAGACAUGCGUCUUCGGAAGAGAAACAAAAUUAUGUUGAAUGAUAUUGUAAGGACAUAGAAGUGAUCUCAAUUUGAUUUUCGUAUAUUGUUAUCAUAUUGGAUAUGUUGAAGCAAGUCUUUGAAAUGACUGACAUAGAAGUAAAGUGUUUCACAACACAUGGACAUGUGUAUCACAAAAUAAGUCAUUUUUGCGGACUGUUUAAAAAGAUCAAAACAGACGCCAUAUAUUGAUCUUUACAAGAUCAUUACAUAUCCUAUCACAUUCCUGCUUUAAGGGAUAAAGAUCUAUUCUACACGGUUUUACACAUGAUCAUCAAACAUGUAAAAAGUUUUCUUAAUAACACAAUUUGAAUUCGCUUGUUAUAUGUACAUGCUAACAUGGAUGAAUUAAUCUCUGGUCAAAACAAUUACUCACUUACUAAAGUACACAAUAGUGUUUUUAAAACAGGUUAAUUUAAAGAUGCAAAAAAAAAUUAAUUUAAUUGUCCUACACUGCUACUUCCGCUUAAUUAUAUCAACUUCCGUUCUUCAUAUAAUGAGUUUAAUAUAUUUAAUGUUACAUGCUCAAUUUCUCUUCAAAACCCUUUUGAAAAAUGUUUAGUUUUCAACUAAAUACAUGUAUAUAGAUGCAAUAAUUAAUUUUUUGGAAAUGUAUGGUCUAUUUUUUCACGACUUUUGUGCGUAAAUACCGGAUAUAUUUAAUACAAUAUUUGUACAGGAUAUACCCUAGGUAUUUCUUUGAACGUUAUUUCAUUAUUCGCAUACGAACACAUGGUAGUGCCUACAACAUCUCGUAUCUUUCUCUGUUUUUAUUUAAUGAUUGAUCCAGCCUUUAAUACACAGGGAAUCCGAACCCCUAACUUUCAAAAAAACUAUGAAGGUCAUAAAAAAAGAAAUUGAAAUAGGUAUUUAACCCACAAGAAGAUAUGUUUUGACAAUAUCAUUCUACAUGUAAGUCGAAAAUUCUAACCGUUUUGAUGCAUAGAAUUAUACGCAAUAUUAAAUGAAUGUCGAACUAUUCUGGUGAUCAGACGCUAUCAAACAAAGUCAUGUCAUGAAAGAGUUUCAUUUUACAUGCCUAAUUUAGUUUUUGCUUUACGCAUAAACUUGAGGCAAUGUUCUUAUAAUAAAGUAUAUGGUACCAAAUUGUCGAGAAUGCACGCAUUUGUAAAUGCAACAUGCAUUGUCUUAUCCCAUCCAUCAUAACCAGCAGCAGUUUUUUCAUCAAUAUCCAUUUUUGUCCCUUAAAUUUGUAGAAUGAAACACGUAUCCCUGUUUUUCCUCAAUUAGCAUUAACUUCUUUUCUACAUUGUCCAUUUAUCUGAAAUCAAUACGGAAUGUAUGUAAAAGUAUUGUUGUUGCUAGCAAUUAACAAACUGUAUUUUACGCCAGCAUUGAGUAUAUUGCUAUCAGUGAAAGAACUGUUAUAUAGAGACACAUUCAGUGCCUGUCAUUUUAGUAAUUACCAAUGUGUGUACUAUUAAUCACUAAAAUGUGAUAGGUACAAGCUAUUAUAGAAUAAGUGCUAUUUAAGAUUGUGGUAAUUAAUUAUAUUUAUACCAUUGCAAGAUCAGUUUUUUAUUGAAUAUUAAAACCAAAUUAUUGUAUUUUAUUCUAUUUGCAAUAUUAAUUUCAGGUAAAUGUGUGUAUGAAACUUAUUCAUUCAUUAGUUCAUAUAAAAUUGAAAUAAACUUUUAUGUUAUUUAUUGCCCGGAUAUGCAUCAUAGGUUAGGUACCUGAGAAGGCAAUCACUAUUCUAGAAACAACUGUCAUGAAUAUAAAUAAUAGGAAAUAUA